AUGGCUAUUCAUUGGACAUCUGAAAGUUCAACUAGAAAAAAAGAAAUUGAAAGUAUCAUGGCGUGGAGUGUGUUCAUAUACAUCCAGGCGGCGCUUGGCGGCUCGCUUUGGACGAGUAUUACGUCGCCAGAAGGAUCGGUCAGUGUGCCGACAAGUGCGGUUGCCACAAUUACAUCGACAACAAUUAAGCCACAAUGGGAACCUUCCCUGCCUGGAAACACAUUUGUCGACACACUAGGCCCAAACUCACCGUUAUCAGAAUACCUGCCUGUCAAAUUAUGUCUGGGUAUACACGAUGUAUUCAUUGCUCUGUUUUUAGUAAUGCUGAUCCUGUUAACCAUUUUUGGUAAUAUACUGGUGGUUCUCUCCGUGGUUGUUUACAAACGAAUGAGAACGUUCACGAAUAUACUGCUCACUUCGCUAGCCACCGCCGACUUGUUAGUCGGUCUCAUAGUCAUGCCAAUGUCACUUUUGGACCUUUUGCAUAAUCAUCGAUGGCCACUCGGUCGAUUCUUAUGCCGAAUGUGGGCCACAUCAGAUGUUCUGCUGUGCACUGCCAGUAUUCUCAAUCUCUGCGUUAUCAGCCUCGAUCGCUAUUUCGCCAUCACAUCACCCCUCAAAUACCCAAGAACAAGAUCUCGGAAAAUGGCGGCAGGACUUCUAACAGGUGUAUGGACACUAUCCUUCGUGGUAUGCAGUCCUCCAUGGGUAGUUCCGAGUUGGAACCUCUUCACUGAUAAUAACAAUAAUACGGGAUCAAGUGAAGAUUUCAAAUGUGCCUACUCCCCAUCAGUCGCAUAUCGUAUCUACAGUGCUCUAGGAAGUUUCUACUUACCACUGCUCGUCAUGCUUUUUGUAUAUUUCAAAAUCUUCCGGGUCGCUUCUGAACGUGAAGCCCUUAUGAGACAAUCCGUUGGAACUUGUCGACUCAGUAAUCGACUCACCAAGACGCAGCAGAAAAACCAGAGAAAUAAUCUGAGAACUGCUAGUGCACCUCACUCACGUACACGAGUUCAAGUCAACCACAACUGCGGUCGAGUGAACUACUCAGUGAGACCGAUGGAGUAUGCAAACCGUUUGGAAAACUCAUUGAAGCCAAGCACGGAAAGAUUCGAUUCAACCGACUGUGAAGAUUCACCACCAAAUGGGGAUAGUCUGGAAGCAGGAACUACGUGCAAUAUCUCCAUGUCUUUGGUGACGAAUUCUCCUCCAAAUGGAUCACAGAAAGAGGCCAAAAACUCAAUGGAGCGAGAAUGUCAUUCUUUGGCUGACAUUGUCAACAGCGCCGAUACUCCAGUUAGGAAGAACACUGAAGUUGGAAUUGCUCCGUCGUUGAGUAAAAGAGCUAGACAAUGCAAUGCUAGACUGCAGCCUAAUAACUUACUUCAAAAGGCUCAUGAACAUUAUCAAAUUAACGGUCCAGGAAAGGCUGUUCGUGGCUCAAAAGAAAAAAUGGUGUAUUUGAGGGAACGAAAAGCUUUGAAGACUAUUGGAAUCGUGGUUUUAGGAUUCAUCAUUUGCUGGAUGCCAUUCUUCAUCAUGUAUUUGGUGGAAGUGUUUAUUUCUGAUCCAGUCGCUGAGUCAGCAGUCUACAGAAUCACCUCAGAGUUCUUCUUAUGGCUGGGCUACUCUAACUCGGUUCUCAACCCAAUCAUCUACACUAUGUACAACGGUGACUUCCGACGAUGCUUCCGUGAUCUCCUUUCAUUCGGCUGUGUUCAACAUCAUCGACGAACCAUGAGCGUCAAGAAACUUCAUCAACAAUCAACAAUAUUCUAA
Caenorhabditis remanei is the source of this 1779-nucleotide messenger RNA. RefSeq lists its product as uncharacterized. Bases 1 to 1779 code for a protein of 592 amino acids. Gene Ontology annotation, molecular function: G protein-coupled receptor activity. The transcript has 11 exons. Gene Ontology annotation, cellular component: membrane. NCBI's taxonomy places the organism in Eukaryota, Metazoa, Nematoda, Chromadorea, Rhabditida, Rhabditidae. The record is from RefSeq and is a predicted model, not a curated record. Gene Ontology annotation, biological process: adenylate cyclase-activating adrenergic receptor signaling pathway.